Messenger RNA from Loa loa (African eye worm), 3936 nucleotides. RefSeq lists its product as hypothetical. The transcript has 27 exons. The record is from RefSeq and is a predicted model, not a curated record. NCBI's taxonomy places the organism in Eukaryota, Metazoa, Nematoda, Chromadorea, Rhabditida, Onchocercidae. Bases 1 to 3723 code for a protein of 1240 amino acids.
AUGGCAUCCGGAAAUAUCGCAGGAGAUAGUGACAUAGAGCAUAAUUUCGAGACCAGCGAUCGAGAUGGUCAGGAUGCCACGCAAGAUUCGCUAACAGAAGAAGCGAAGUCCUUUCUCAAUGCUCGUAAACCGAUUCGGGUCGACAUUUCGCAGAAAGAGCAAUUGGAUUGUCGAAGUAGCGCUUUAACUCCCAAUACAGUUAAACAUACAAGAAAUGUUUCAUCAGAUGCAACACCUGUCGCAGCAGCUUUUAGUGAAGGCGCGUUAUCGUUUCCGCAUCGCCGUACGUAUCUGAAUAUUGCUGAAACGAAAGAGGAAAACAAACAGCUUAAGGCGGAAGUAUUUGACUUGAAAUCACAGUUGUUUAUGCUGAAAAGAAAGUUACCUUCAAUACUGAACAAUGAAGGGAAGGAUUUCAGUCUAGAAGUAAAUCAUGUUGAUUUUCCACUCAUUCCCAAUUUAUUUGUUCGUUGUUUGGAAGGAACAGUGAAAAACGAAAAAGAAAGAUCGAAAUUCGAAAACGAAAGAAAUGAUUGGGAGAAAAAACGCGAAAGGCUACUUAUGGAUAGAGAUGAACUUGCAUCCGAAUUGAAAGAGCUCCGCCAGCAGUUAUCUGAAAGACAUGGUGAACGUGAUGAUGGUAACGAAAGUCAGGGCGACAGUUCUUUGAGCACUAUCUCACUGAUAUCAGAGAGAGGCAUGGAAAUCGAGAGACUGCGUUCAGUAGUCCUCCAGCAAAGUGUCGAUGAAAAGAAGCUUCGAAUGAAAAUGGAAAAAGACAUGAUUGAAUUGCAAGAUCAAUUGAAGCUUGCUCAAAAUAAUUUGACAAAGCAGGCUGUUGAUUACGCAAAGGAAAAAACACGCUGUGAGACAUUGGAAGCUGAAAUGACGAAGCUUCAGCAGAUUGCAGACGAAGCUAAACAGGAAGUAGAAUGUCAGAAGCAGAUCUCCGAAGAGCAAUUGGCUAAAGCACAUGCAGUCAAUGAAGUUGCGUUAAAUAAACGAGAUCGCACUAUUCGUAUAUUGCUAAAGAAACUGAAAUCGGCUGAUGCUGAAACGUCUUCCAAUUCCAAAAUCGAAGGAAACAGUUCGUCUCCACUGCAUCAUGAUGUUCCGAAUUUGAAUCCUUAUGCUCAAACAGUACUGGAUCAAAUCAAUAAGUUUACUAUCGAAAACGAUGCUAUUCGAAAGAAAGUGAUCGAAUGGGGUACCAUAAAUAUCGGUCUAACAUCGGAGAUUGAAUCUAGCGAAACGCCAUCCGCAGAGGAUGAAAACUCGGAAUGGAAUACGAAGCGCUGUGAACGUGAGAAUGAAAAACUGGCAGUAUUCCUAGCACAAAAUAAAGCUAUUCCUGAUGGUUUAAAUGAAGAAGAGCUGGGAGAACAGCUUGCACUCUUUGAUGCUGUUAAUGGUUCUGAAGGAAGAUUAUCGAAAGUGCAACAAGAUGAUACUGCGCGAAGUAUAGGAGCAUCUGAAAUGUUGGACAUAACGUCGGUAGCUGAUCUUUUGAGCAAGUCUUUGGUACUGACGGAAGAUAUUGGUGAAGUAAAGAAAAAACUUUCGGUUUUGCAGUCUGCUUGCACUCGUCUCUUCGAGAAAUUGCGUGGUACGGCUAACUUUUUGCAGACUCUUCUUGAUGAAUUGGGUGCAGGUGAUCGAGGCAGAGAACUACUAGACGAGAUAGAAGCGCUUCGCAUCGAUCUUGAUCAUUCACUUGCAACGGCCAUUGAUAUUAGCCGUGAUGUUGAAGCCGCAGAAGAAAGCAUCGGGAAUUUGUCGACUCAUUUGCAACGUUCUUUAUUGAAUUGUUCGUUCGGUAUGUCAUCAGUACCAUCCAGUGAAAAUCAACAGAAUGCAUCAUCUCUUUCACGAGCUCACAGAGCCUAUAGACGAUUAAAUGCGGACUUAGCAAACGAAAAGAUGAAAGCAAAUGAAGCUACUGAACUUAAUGAAAAGCUACAAGCACAUGUUACUGACUUGGAAGAGUUAAAGCAGAAACUUAUCAAUGAGCUGGAUGAAUUGAGGAGAAAUUUGGUAAAAAAAGAAAAUGAAAUGAUUUCAUUGGUGAAAGAUAUGGAAAUACAACUUCAACACAAAAAUCAGCAGUACGAUGAGCUGCACGGAAAAAUGGAAGAACUUCAGCAAAGACAUAAAACGAAAGAAAUUCUUGCUGCAGAGAGAGAAGCCAAAAUGAAACAACUAACAGAUCAAAUGACAGGAAAGUGUCACAAACUGGAAAUUCAAGUUGCGGAAGUUACUCACGCUCUGAAAAUGAAAGAUGAAUCGAUCAAGAAACUUCUAAUUGAUAUUGAAAGUUAUAACGACCAACUGUUAUCGCGUAACAACGAAUUGACUCAUUUCAAAAAUGAGAUUAUUGGAUUAGACAACAAAAUGUGUGAAUUGAUUGGUACUGUAAAAGCAAGUUUGGGAAUUGUUGAGGAACAAGUUGACAAACCGAUUAUAGAAGCAGCAAAUACAGAAAUAGCAGCAUUAACUCAGCUUUCCCAAAUCGGAGCAGAUCUUGAAGAAUUAACUAAAGUCAGUCAUUAUAUUGCUGACUUAAAAAAUCAAAUGAUUAAGCUUCAACAGGAUUUGGAUCUGUGUGAAAGAAGUCGUAAUGCCAUCAGUCUUAAAUGUCAUGGAUUGUCUGAUCAAAAUACUUGUCUUGAAGCAGAGCGUAAUGAAGCCAAGCAGAAGUUAUUAACUCUUCAGCAGCAAGUGCAAAUGGAGAAGGAGUCGGUUAAAAUGAUGGAAAGAGAUUUACAACGUUUGGAAUCUGAAAAUAGUUGCGUCAAAGAAAAUAAUGAAAGAUUAACGAAGAUGUUGGUGAAUGUCGAAGCAAAAUACGAAGAAAUGACCUCGAAACUAAAUCGCAGUUCCCUUUGCGAGGGACAACAUUCUGAACGAUAUACAGUGACAAUUGGUACUAUGACUCUCUUGUCUUCGGAUGAUUUUAUUGAACUAACGGAUAAAGCAAAAACGCUCUCCUCAUUUACGAAACGAAUGUAUUCGCUUGCAGCGAGAUGGAAUGAGGAGGCUGCGGUUACUCCCAGGGUUUCAUAUAAAUCGGUCGAUCUAGAUCACCUUUACCACACAUAUUCCCGAAUUUUGAAUCGCUUGUCAGAUGGACUCAAUGAACUGCGAGACAAAAUAAUCUCGGAUAAGGUCAAGCUGCAGUCGAUUAUUUCUGAUGAACAACGAAAUUCUCAACAGACUAAAAUUGAAAGUUCAAGGUCGAAUAACGAUGAAUUGGAUGCUUCCUCCUUCAUCAUUGUAGAUGGAUCACAAAAUGAGCCACUAUCUAUUGACCUGAGAACACUAUUCAGUGAUGCUGAUCGAAUUGUUCAAAAACUGAAGGCUAUUUCAUAUAGACUACAUAAUGCAGAAAUAUUGGAAUUGCUGUCGAAUAUGAGGUCGUUGCGGUUUCAAAUUGAUUGUCUGUGUAGGAAUGCUCGGCAACUUGAGAAAACUAAAGAAAACGUUGCUCCGAUGGAAGCACUUCAAUUAGAAAAUGAUCGUUUGCAAACAGUACUUAUCGAUGCAAAGAUUUUGUUGCAAAGAGCUCAUGAACGGCUGAGUAAAUUGCCUAAUUCGAAGGACAUGUGCGAACAGAUAUUGCGUGAAAUGAACGAGAUUAGUAAAGCAAUGAAGGCAACAACGCGCGAGGUACACCGUGUAGGAAGCCGUUCACGAGGUCCAAUAGGUGCAAAAAGCUCCAAAUAGCUUAUCUUUAUCAGAUCUCAUUCAUGAAUUCAUUCUCCAUAGUUGCCUUGAUCUCUAUACCUAUUAUUUGUCGAUUACAUCUUCUUCCUUGACCGAAAGCCUUAUAGUCAAAUUUCUUCUGUAUUUCUCUACCUCUAGUUUAUAUAUGUUCACAAAAAGAUAGGUGGCAAAGUGAAGGACUAUCAGUGUUGCAAAUUUCUUUAAUGAAUUGUG